Messenger RNA from Xyrauchen texanus (razorback sucker), 3443 nucleotides. RefSeq names its product heat shock 70 kDa protein 4L-like. Gene Ontology annotation, cellular component: cytosol; nucleus. The record is from RefSeq and is a predicted model, not a curated record. Bases 216 to 2702 code for a protein of 828 amino acids. Gene Ontology annotation, biological process: protein folding. Gene Ontology annotation, molecular function: ATP-dependent protein folding chaperone; ATP binding. NCBI's taxonomy places the organism in Eukaryota, Metazoa, Chordata, Actinopteri, Cypriniformes, Catostomidae. The transcript is spliced from 19 exons.
GUGAAUGCUGCAAGAAUGCAGUAGAACCGUCAUCUGCUAGGAUUAGUGGAAAAGCUAUCUAUAAAAACCCAUACUUACAUAAUAGCAAGGAAGAGUUCUUAGCCAUCUCGAACAAACGACACAUACUGUUGAAUAGGGGUGUUGCGUUUUCUCACCCAGCUGAACUGUUAAAAACUGGACUGGAGGUGUUAAGAAUAAGGAAAUAAGGAUUGAACAUGUCUGUGGUGGGCAUUGAUGUGGGUUUCCAGAACUGUUACAUCGCUGUUGCCAGGAGCGGUGGCAUUGAAACCAUUGCAAAUGAAUACAGUGACAGAUGCACUCCAGCAUGCAUUUCUCUGGCCUCUAAAAAUCGGACCAUUGGAAAUGCUGCAAAGAGCCAGAUCAUAACUAAUUUUAAGAACACUGUUCAUGGCUUUAAGAAGUUUCAUGGUCGCGCCUUCGAUGACCCUUUUGUUCAAGGAGAGAAAUCCAAGUUGCCUUACAGCCUUCACAAACUGGACAAUGGCAAUGCUGGAAUAAAGGUACAUUAUCUGAAUGAAGACAAGGUGUUUACCAUUGAACAGUUGACAGCCAUGUUGCUCACUAAGCUGAAAGAAACUUCGGAGAAUGCCUUGAAGAAGCCUGUGGUAGACUGUGUGAUAUCUGUCCCCAGUUUCUUCACGGAUGUAGAGAGAAGAUCGCUGAUGGAUGCCACUCAGAUCGCUGGACUCAACUGCUUGAGGCUGAUCAAUGACACAACAGCAGUGGCCUUGGCUUACGGCAUCUACAAACAGGACUUGCCAAAUCCAGAGGAGAAGCCCCGUAAUGUCAUUUUUGUUGACAUUGGUCACUCAUCUUAUCAAGUCUCGAUUGCCUCCUUUAACAAGGGCAAAUUGAAGGUGUUGGCUACAGCAUUUGACCCAUAUUUCGGUGGACGCAACUUUGAUGAAAUGCUUGUGGAGUAUUUCUGCGAGGACUUCAAAAACCGUUUCAAACUCAAUGUUAAAGACAACCCAAGAGCCCUGCUAAGGCUCUAUCAGGAGUGUGAGAAGCUGAAGAAACUCAUGAGUGCGAACUCCUCCGACCUGCCUCUCAACAUCGAGUGCUUUAUGAAUGACAUUGAUGUCCAUGGGAAGAUGAACAGGGCUCAGUUUGAAGAGAUGUGUGCUCAGUUCUUGAUGCGAGUGGAGGCGCCAUUGAAAUCGGUCAUGGAACAAUCAAAGCUUAGCAGAGAUGAGAUCUAUGCCAUUGAGGUGGUGGGCGGAGCUACCAGGACUCCAGCCAUUAAGGAGAGAAUCUCAAAGUUCUUCAGUAAAGACAUCAGCACUACAUUGAACGCAGACGAGGCUGUAGCACGCGGAUGUGCACUACAGUGUGCAAUCCUGUCUCCAGCCUUCAAAGUGCGAGAGUUCUCCAUUACAGACGCUGUUCCCUUCCCCAUUACUCUUCGCUGGAAGUCUCAAACAGAUGAAAGUGUUGGGGAAUGUGAGGUGUACAGUAAGAACCACGCAGCACCUUUCUCCAAGGUCAUCACCUUUCAUAAGAAGGAGCCUUUUGACCUGGAAGCGUUCUAUAGUUCUCCACAUGAGCUACCUUUUCCAGACAGCAGAAUAGGCCGAUUUACUGUUCAGAGUGUUGUGCCACAACCUGAUGGGGACAGUUCAAAGGUGAAGGUGAAAGUGCGUGUGAAUGUGCACGGGAUCUUCUGUGUUUCCAGUGCCUCUCUGAUAGAGAAGCAGAAAGGAGAGGCAGAGGACGUGCAGAUGGACACAGAGCCUACUGUUCAGAACGAAAGCCGGCCUGAAGAACAGAAUAAAAUGCAAGUGGACCAGGAAGGCAAAGCAGAACAGCAAAAUGAAGAGGAAAGAAUGAAUAACUCUGGCAGUAAGGAUAGUGGAUCUGAUAAACAAGAGCAAGGUGCAAGCUGUAGCAAACCCAAGACAAAGGUGAAGAGCGUUGAUCUUCCCAUCUUGGCCAACACCACCCGACAGCUGGAAAGAGAUGUGCUCAACAGCUUUGUUGAAUAUGAGAAAAAAAUGAUAAUUCAAGACAAGCUGGAGAAGGAGAGGAAUGAUGCUAAAAACGGCGUGGAAGAGUAUGUUUACGAUCUGCGAGACAAACUGUGUAGCAUCUAUGAGAAAUAUGUCACUGAGGAUGAAAGUAACCGGCUCAACUUAAUGCUUGAGGACACAGAGAACUGGUUGUAUGAAGAAGGAGAGGACCAGGAGAAAGAAAUCUAUCAGGAGAAACUAGCUGAUCUCAAAAAGUUCGGUGAGCCCAUUGAGAAACGGAACAGAGAGCAUGAGGGCAGACCAAGAGCAUUUGAUGAGCUAGGCAAGAAAAUUCAGCUUUUUAUGAAGGCUGUGGAUGUGUAUAAACAAAAGGACGAACGUUACCAGCACUUGAGUCCUGAGGAGAUGGGUGUUGUUGAGAAGAGUGUGAAUGAAGCUUUGGGCUGGAUCAAUGUGAAGAUGAAUGCCCAGAGCAAGCUCACAAUUGCCCAAGACCCAGCAGUCAAAGUAGCAGACAUCAUUCAGAAAAUUCAGGAGUUAGAAGAGGCUUGCAAUCCUGUGCUCAACCGACCCAAACCCAAAACUGAAGAACCCAUAGAGGAGGGAGACAAAAACAAUGGGGCACAUAACGGCCCUGCAGGACAACAAGGUGCUGACAGUAAAGGCAAUCAGCAGACAAAACCUCUGUCUGGAGAGAUGGAGGUGGACUGAGCAAUUCCUAAACUAAAUGGUUUUGAUGCCAUUCUCACUCAAGCCACUAUUAAACCUUUUCAACUUACACUGAACCAAUAACUAAAACCAUUAUCUUUGUUUCCACCAUUCCGUUGGCUGUAUUUGUGCAUCUGUUUGUUGAAGUGUGCUCUUCUAAAGAUUUUCUCUUGUACCUGUUAAGGGAUUGGGUCAGCCUAUCUUUUGAAUGUUACAGAUAUAUUUGAAUCUCAGUCCGGGAUUGGACAUGUUAGGAUCAUAAAGAAUAUAUGUAGUUCAAUGGCUGAAACAAAUGCUGCCGCUCUUUACAAAAAACCUAAAAUAAUGUGAUACUUGCAUUCUGGAAGACUCAAAAGGGGAAUCAUAUCGCACUGUAACUUGGUAUGGGAACAUGAAUUGAAAUUCUGUUUGAUCAGCUGUUUAGACUGAAGAAAACCAAGCAAAUAUGUAUGCAAUACAUAUAAAUAUAUGGUAUAUAUUUGUAUUUAAUAUAUAAAUUUCCAAAGGAUGUGUUGUCUAGAGCCUGUAAAUAUUAUUUUAGUAAUUUUAAUUUAUGGGUGCUUAGAUAUAGGUACACUCCUAUUGUUGACAUUGCAAUGCUUUCAGCUCCAUUGUGUCAUAUGAAACUAGAAUGUACUGAGCCGUUCAUUACUUUUUUCCCGUUUUCAUGCAAUCCCAUAUCAAGUCUUGAGGUUUGAUGAUCACAAAUAAUAAAACAUGCCUUUAUGACUGAAUGCUUGUUUG